AUGCUGAUCCCGAUCGCACCAACUGCGGGACUCAGUCCUGUUAGUCCUAUUACUCCCAUCUCCGAAGAAGAUUCGACGGACUUUACGUUGGAAGAUGAAUAUUCGGGACCGUGUCCGGUACAUCCAAUUCCUCAACUUCAAGGCCCCUUCGAAGAGUCAAUUCUUGAAACAAAAAAGGGAUCGGCAAAUCAGUUGGUGGUCAAUAUAGAUGCGCAGUCGCGUCGCCGUGAUCUUUUGGAAAACGAUGAAUACGAGCGAUUAUGUGGUCGCAAAUGGCGUCAAAGGUCAUCGGAACGGUACCAUCCAUUUUGGAAACUGGUCUCUCAGCUGGCAUUUGGCGUUCACCUUCUGGCUAAUCAGCUUGCGAUAUCAGACCCGCAAGUGAUGAGAAUACUUCAAACCCAUGUUGAUGAGAUGGAUGGGUUUCUGCAAAGAACGACUGAGGACUUCAUGAUUAUUCACCUAGAUAUUCGCACAAGGACCGAUUAUCUGAAUCUGCCUUUGGGCAACUUAGAUGUGUUUGACCAGAUGCUGGAGGACAGGAAUUUUCGUUUAUCUUUAGUGGCGUACAACGAUCAAAUCGAACAUGCCGUUGAUCGGUUCACACUCGCCAUUACUGAUUCCUUAAGGGAUCUUCGAAAGGGCAAAGACGCGGUUAGUGCCCUCUGGCACUAUAUGAUUGAACUCUCGGAAAAAGGCUGUUUUGACUCUCAUAGUCUCAAGGCGUUGUACCAGGCCAUGAUGGACAAUUUAGAGGGUUGGCUUGAGACUCUAUCCAAACUCCGUCGGCGUGGUGCUGCUCUUCAGAAGGCUCUUGGAAAACUUGCUACUAGAGACACAGAGAUGCAAAGACGAGUCGGGAUAGCGAGCAGGAAGGGCGUGCGAUUGUUAACAAACUCUAACAAAACCCCAGCUCACACAAGAUCUCUCAAGCAGAAAAUCUUCGCUAGGGGCCUGCCCGCCUCAUCGUCAAAUGCAUUGCCGUCUAAUAAGCCUCUCCCUCGAGAUCCCUCUUUGAAACGAACGAAUCCAAGUUCAACGCAGCCGGGUGACGCGGAAGCUAAAGACAGAGGCAAUGUGGGUCAUAGUAAUACCAAUGCUACUGCUACAAAACGGGAAAGUAACAUGCCCAGGGUGCUGAAUCGAGCGAAAUCAUGUAGUGCGUUGGCGAUGGAAUCUAGUUCUGGCGCUACUACCCCUCCUCCUCGAGUGUCUAGGCGAUUGAGCAGAAGAAUUUCAAAGCCCUUCCUUCCUCGACGAUCUGCCAGUGAUGGUGAAAAUGCCACUGGUUCACAAAAUCGUCCAUCGACGGCCCCAGCUCGUACCCUUAAGUCUCGAAGUGUCUCCAUGGAGCAACUAAAGGGCUUUUGGAACAAUAACCGUCCUCGAACCCAGCAGUCAAUGGCAAAGUCACCUACUCAUCAUCGAUGCACGUCUGAACAUCGGAUCCCCGAAAAUGACAACUUUGAGUCUGUGAAAGCGCAAAUCUCCCAGUUCUUGAAAACAGAUCGUGUCGUUGAAGCGUGGGAUACCAUGGCCACGAAAACGGGGAGCUGUGGACGCACGCUUUCGAAAACUGCGAAAGAAUGGCCCUGCAGCAUUUUCCGAGCUAAUUCGCCGAAUGCAUGGCGAGCUCGCGCAAGAAAUGGGAAGGAAUUGUCUGGCGCAAAUGCGGAAAGACAGAUGUCAUGGGUACAAGGUGCACCGGAGGUAUUGAAUGUCUACUCAUUCAAACAAAGACCUGGGUCAUCCCCACGCAUUCAUGUUCUUUCCGUUCAAAUGACCCUGGAUGAAGAUGGGAAUGCGGAAGAUGAUAUUGUGGAAGAAAUUCCUGACGCUGUUGGUGACACCGGCUCAAUUAUCACUGCACUGCCAGACGUCUCUGCUCCUGCACUCCCGAAGAUUCCAUCCGUCUCCUCUGAAUAUAGGCCCCGGACUGUUGAAUGUGCCCGGGGCUGA
Molecule: messenger RNA, 1959 nt
Organism: Penicillium angulare
Lineage: Eukaryota; Fungi; Ascomycota; Eurotiomycetes; Eurotiales; Aspergillaceae
Exons: 2
Coding region: 1-1959 (652 amino acids)
Source: RefSeq, a predicted model, not a curated record